Molecule: messenger RNA, 7834 nt
Organism: Mytilus trossulus (common blue mussel)
Lineage: Eukaryota; Metazoa; Mollusca; Bivalvia; Mytilida; Mytilidae
Exons: 4
Coding region: 155-7102 (2315 amino acids)
Source: RefSeq, a predicted model, not a curated record
AUACGAUGUGAUGUAUGAUGUGAUGUAAGGUGAAAGCCAGCCCGGUUAUCAAGCCAUGCAUGUCACUUCCUAUUGUCAGACUCCCUACUGUUAUAGGCAGUUCAUUAUUUCCGCUCUCUUAUUCACUGUAUGUAACAUGUAUUAACCGGAGAGCAUGGAUUACAUCUGGAUAAAGUUGAUUGCGGUGUGUGUCUGUAGUUUAGUGGUAUCGGUCGAUCUCUCAGCAGCUGCAGUAUGCAAAGGUUGUUGGGUUCUUGGACAAUUCAAAGAAGGAAACACUGAAUUUGACUACAAAAAUGGAAAUUGCCUUGAAAUGACAGGAUGUUAUUGCUCAUGCGACGGGAAAUUUUUCUGUAGAAAGGAACGCAAUAUUUGUGACAGAACUGUGGAAAGCGGCAGAGACUCUUAUAGCAGCAGUCGAAGAACCUCGUAUCAAAGUUCAAGUUCUUCAAGUUCGGGAUUUGAAUCAGGUCAAGGUAGCGGUGCUGUCAUUGAAAACGUCAGGAACAGUGCAUGUGACAGAAAAUGUAUUGUAGACGGAGCUGAAAUUGACGGAGGUACGUAUUUCAGCCACAAAAACCAAUGCAUAUCAUAUUCCUCUUGCUACUGUGGUUGUGAUGGCAAAUGGCAGUGUCCUGCUUCAAAUGCAAAAAACACUUGUACCGGAGCCGGAGGUGGACAGUUAGUAGAAAGUGAUGAACAGGGGUGCAGAAGUUGCGUUAUUGAUGGAGCCAGGUAUACAGGAAACUCAGAUUUUACUUAUCGGAAUAACUGUAUUGAGUGGACUGACUGUAGAUGUCGCUGUGAUGGCUCUUGGCGAUGUGCAUCUAAUAGUGGCAAAUGGAUCUGCGAUAAUGUAUGCAAUGAAUGUGAAGUUGAUGGUAGAAAAAUAGCGGGUAAAUCUCAGUUUCGUCACCAAACUGAAUGUAUCAUAUAUGAUCCGUGUGUAUGUAAUUGCGAUGGGUCAUGGGAUUGCCCUGCCAAGAAUGGAAAAUGGAUCUGCACCGAUCAAUGCUUAAACUGUGAAAUAAACGGUCGGGAAUACAAAGGAAGGUCAGAAUUUAGGUUACGGGAGGAUUGUUGGGAAUGGAAUCCAUGCACAUGUAAUUGUGAUGGAUCAUGGAAUUGUCCACGUGAUAAUGCCAAAUGGGUGUGCACAGAUAAAUGUCUUGAUUGUGAUGUAAAAGGACAGAAAUAUCCCGGAAAUACACAAUUUCAAUAUGUUGAUGGAUGCUACGAAUAUAAUUGCAAUUGUCAGUGUGAUGGAGGAUGGUCCUGUCCCGCUAACCGGACUAGAGAUAUGUGUAGACUUAACAUGCAAACUGGAUGUUAUUUCUGUACUGUCAACGGUAAUAGGUUCGAAGGAAGUACAUCCUUUACAUAUGAAGAGAACUGUAUGAGAUAUGAGCAUUGCGCUUGUAAUUGCGACGGAUCUUGGGAAUGUCCAGGAGAAAAGGCUACCAAUACCUGUCGUCGAAAUGACACUACCGGCUGUGACUUUUGUGACGUUUAUGGCCAACGAGAGCAAGGAAACAGUCGAUUUGAAAUACAACAAGAUUGUUGGAGAUUUGACUGUGAAUGUGACUGUAAUGGAAACUGGAGAUGUUCUGAAACUGGAGCACGGUACAUUUGCGGAAGUCAACUAUUAGAAACUAGUGGAUGUAAAGCUUGUUUAGCUGGAGGAACUCGGUAUGCCAGCCAAAGUUCAUUUAAAAUAACAUGGGGAUGUGUCACCUAUGACUGUUCAUGUAAUUGCGAUGGUUCGUGGAUUUGCCCGUCACGUUUGGCUAUAAACUCAUGUUCAAAUAGUCACUUCCAGAAAUUUUUGAUUAGCAGUGUUACGAAUUUGCCGAAUUCCUGGUGCAGUGAAUGCACAAUUGGUGGUAGUGUCUACCCCGGAUUCUCUCAAUUUGAGUACCAAGAAAAAUGUACGAGACAAUAUGCUCGAUGUUACUGUAAUGGUGGAUACCGAUUUGAUUCUUCUAUUAUAACUGGCUGUAGUGGGAACGCAGAACUAUCAGUAUCUAAAGGUAAUUGCAUCGACUGUAAGUUCAACAAUGCGGUAUUUGCAGCUAAUUCAGAAUUUGAAAUAUCAUCCCAGUGUAAGCGUUAUAGAUGUAAAUGUGAAUGUAAUGGACGUCCACAAUGUCAGUCCGUUGUAGAGAAUGUAUGUGGCUCUGUAAUAACAGUUGUAGAGUCUGAUUAUCUUACUGGAGGUGGAUCAGUUACCAGAACACAAGGCGGAACGGUUGUUGUUGAAGGUGGAAGACAAACCGUUGUCACAGGUGCUGGAGGUGGAGGAAGCCGAACAGUUGUUGUCAGUGGUGGUGGGGGAUCUGAGCGAACAGGAUCUGCUUCAGUGGUUCUAGGAGGCGGUAGAGAAACAACAAGGACUGUUGUCGUUAGCGGUGGAGGUGGUAAUGCUGGUUUAACGGGAGGCGGCAGUAGUUCAUCGGGAUCAAGAACAGUUAUCGUUGGAGGUGGUGGUGGUGGUGGUGGUGGUGGAACUCGAGAGGUAACGAGUGAAACACGCGUAGUUGUAACAGGAGGUGGUGGUGGUAGUAGCUCUAGUUCACGGACUGUUGUAUCAGGUGGCGGAAGUACCAGUGUUAUUGGUCCCGAUGGGUCUAUAUGUUACCACUGUGUUGGUUUAGAUGGAAAGAAAUAUCCAGGAAAUUCUGAUUUUACGUUUAGAAGAGGUUGUGCUGUUUGGAAGUGUCAAUGCAAUUGUUUUGGUAGAGCAAUCUGUCGACCACAUGAUCUAAGUGCCUGUCUCGUAGAGCCACAAUGCCGUGACUGUGUUGUCGAAGGAAGAACAUACCGAAGUAAUAGAAUGUUCAGUUAUGAAAAAGACUGUAUCUCUCAUCAGUGCCGAUGUAUGUGCGACGGUAGUCCAAGGUGUGUCCAAACUGUUGCUUUUAAUUGUGAACGAGAUAAACCAAGAUGUACUCAAUGUGUUAUAGGAGGUCAGCAGUACCAACCAAACUCUCUAUUUGAUUUGGUUACUCGAUGCAGAAAACAACGUUGCCAAUGUGACUGUGACGGAACAUAUCGCUGUUCAGAAGCUCAGAAUACUUGUUCUAAUGAGGAUCGUAGUCAGCUAGACACGUGUGCACCAUGUGAAGUAGAUGGACAAUCACACCAAGCAGGUACUACAUUUACAAUUGAUCGUGGCUGUUACCGAAUGACUUGUUCUUGUUCCUGUAGAGACCGAUUAAAAUGCGAUCAAAGUAAAACCGUUGAUAUUUGUGAAAAUGAUCGAGGCGAACGUUGCAAAGCUUGCGUACUUGACGGUGAACGAUAUGCCCCAAAUUCUAAAUUCGAACGGGAAAGUGGAUGCUUAAGACAACGAUGUCAUUGCCAUUGCAACGGCAAGUUUGAUUGUUUAAGUACUGGAGUAAACAUAUGUAAAACAGACAAUACUAGAACGACAUCAACGCAAACAGACACCAGUAGAACGACGUCGACGCAAACAGACACUUCUAGAACUAGGCCAACUCAAACAGACACUUCUAGAACUAGGCCAACUCAAACAGACACUGGUUCCAGUUCAGUUACUUCAACAGAAACAGAGAAAAAAGACUGCAAACCAUGUAUUGCCGAUAGAAUAGAAAGACAGAUCGGAGUAACGUUUUGUCUAGAUCGUGGCUGUAAAAGAUAUAAAUGUAAAUGUUAUUGUACCGGGCGUUAUGCUUGUCAGACCGAUAAACCAGAAAACAUUUGUGACUCUGCAGGUAAAGUGACUGCCACACCAUGCGCUGCAGCAGCAGCCAGUCAAGAGAUCACCAGUGGAGGUUCUCAAACAACAACCACAGACACCCGACAGACGGCCGGAGGUGGAUCCAGAACAACAACCACAGACACCCGACAGACAGCAGGAGGUGGAUCAAGAACGACAACUACUACUACUCGUGUCACUGAAACCAGUAGCACCGAAACAAAAGAUUUAUCGCAAACUACAGUUUUUGAUUAUGAAGAAAGAAAUGGAGGAGUGGCUGUUUCAGACGCAGAUAGGAGAGGACGCUGCAUGCAAUGUAACAUCGCUGAACAAUUUUACGAAGGAAACUCUGAAUUUCAUUUGGAACUAGGCUGUAAACGUUUCAGAUGUUUGUGUAACUGCGAUGCAUCGUGGGAAUGUCCAAGACAGAGGCCAGAAAAUAUCUGCAAAAAAGAAACCUGUCGUAAUUGCAGACUCCGUGACAAGGAAUAUCCACCAAAUUCAAGCUUUAGAAUAGACAUUGACAGAUGUCGUAAGUACGAGUGCACUUGUCCAUGUAGCGGUGUCUACAGCUGUCCACCAGAGAACAUCGUAAACACAUGUGAACAACAAUGUAAAGAAUGCGUUGUCAGGGGAAACCGAUACCAAGCGAAUGCACCUUUCACAUAUGAGGAAGGUAGCUUCCGGUAUAAUUGUGAUUGUAAAUGCGAUGGCUCUUGGAAUUGUCCUGCAUCUCGUACUGAAAGGAUCGGCAGUACUCCACAGCCUCAAACAGGACAGUGUACAGAAUGCGAGGUUAAAGGCCGUAAAUACCGCGGUAAUUCGAGGUUCAGUUAUGAAGAGGGUAAUUUCCGGUACAAUUGUGACUGUAACUGCGAUGGCUCAUGGAACUGUCCGGCAUCUCGCACAGAAAGAAUCAGCGGUUCUCAACAAACAGGACAGUGCACAGAAUGCGAUGUCAACGGCCGUAAAUACCGUGGAAAUUCGAGAUUCAGUUAUGAUGAAGGUAGUUUCCGGUAUAAUUGUGAUUGUAAAUGUGAUGGCUCUUGGGAUUGUCCUGCAUCUCGUACCGAAAGGAUCGGCAGUACUCCCCGACCCCAAACAAGACCCCAAUCUGGUCAGUGUACAGAAUGCGAGGUUAAAGGCCGUAAAUACCGCGGUAAUUCAAGGUUUAGUUAUGAUGAAGGUGAAUUCAGGUUUAAUUGUGACUGUAACUGCGAUGGCUCAUGGAACUGUCCUGCAUCUCGUACAGAAAUAUUAAACAGUACUCCCCGACCCCAAACAAGACCCCAAUCAGGCCAGUGUACAGAAUGCGAAGUUAACGGCCGUAAAUACCGCGGUAAUUCGAGGUUCAGUUAUGAUGAUGGUAAUUUCCGGUAUAAUUGUGACUGUAACUGCGAUGGCUCAUGGAACUGUCCUGCAUCCCGUACAGAAAUAAUAAACAGUACUCCCAAACCCGAAACAAGACCCCAAUCAGGUCAGUGUACAGAAUGCGAGGUCAAAGGCCGUAAAUAUCGCGGAAAUUCAAGGUUCAGUUAUGAUGAAGGUGAAUUCAGGUUUAAUUGUGACUGUAACUGCGAUGGCUCAUGGAACUGUCCUGCAUCUCGUACAGAAAGAAUAAACGCUAAUCCACAACCUGCACAGUGUACAGAGUGCGAAGUGAACGGCCGUAAAUACCGUGGUAAUUCAAGAUUCAGUUAUGAUGAAGGAAUUUACCGAUUUAAUUGUGACUGUAACUGCGAUGGCUCAUUUAACUGUCCUGCAUCUCGUACAGAAAGAAUAAACGCUAAUCCACAACCUGCACAGUGCACAGAAUGCGUGGUCAAAGGUCGUAGAUAUAGGGGGAAUGCUAGAUUUUCGUACGAUGAAGGUAAUUUCCGAUAUAAUUGUGAUUGUAAUUGUGAUGGUUCGUAUAACUGCCCUGCAUCUCGUACCGAAAGAAUCAAUAGUAAUUCACAAACAGGACAGUGUACAGAAUGCGAUGUAAAAGGCCGUAAAUACCGUGGUAAUUCGAGGUUCAGUUAUGAUGAAGGUAAUUUCCGGUACAAUUGUGACUGUAGCUGUGAUGGCUCAUGGAACUGUCCUGCAUCUCGCACAGAAAGACUCAGCGGUGCUGAACAAACUUCAGGCUUGAGAACUAGUUCUAUCGGGACAGGUUCUGAACGUGUUGCUGGAACAGGAUCAUCACGAAUUAUUGAAUCAGGUUCUUCACGACAAACUGGCUCAGGUUCUAGUCAAAUUACAGGUGCUGGUAGUAGAAUCACCUCGGAUACUGAACGUUCAAGCAGUGAAUCACGAAGAACAGGUUCAGGCUCUAUAGUCGAUUCAAAAUCUAUUACCGAAACACGUACAAGUACUGGAACAGAGAAGGUGUCUAGUACUUCAACACUGGGCGAGUCGCAAACAAUCACCGAACUCAGAUCACGCAGUGGAUAUACAUCAGGAUCAGCUGUUGACAGUCGUGGUUGCCGGGCUUGUAUCGUAAAUAAGGUGGAAUACAACAGUAAUUCCGCAUUUACAUUUGAAGACAACUGUUUCCGGUUUAGCUGUCGUUGUAAGUGUGAUGGUUCCUGGAGCUGUCCUGCAGAGCGUACUGUCAAUAUAUGUCCACAGUCGUGCAGAGAAUGUAGAGUAGAUGGAAAGGCGUAUCCAGCAAAUACCAUAUUCGAGUACGAAUCUAGUUGUUUCCGGUUCAAUUGUGACUGUGCCUGUGAUGGUUCCUACAAUUGUCCAGCGGAGAGAACUAAGGACAUAUGUAGUGGUAGACCUGAUAAAUGUAGAAAUUGUGCAGUAGAAGGAAGAGACUAUCCCCCAAAUAGGAAAUUCCAAUACGACAAAGGCUGCAAUCGCUUCGACUGUGACUGUAAUUGUGACGGAUCAUGGAGAUGUCCAGCUGAAAGAACAAUAAAUAUUUGCGGUGGUCUUGGUUCGCAAACGUGUAGAGAAUGUUCUGUCAAAGGGAAACGAUAUCCACCAAAUAAAACAUUUUCCUACAUUGAUGGCUGUAAUCUAAAUAAAUGUUCAUGUAGUUGCGACGGAGUCCAUAGUUGUCCAUCUGUUACAGACAUUUGUAAAUCCAAUGGUCAGAUUUGCCGCGACUGUCUUGUCAAGGGCAACAGAUACUUACCAAACAAACCAUUCACAUAUACUGAACGGUGUGAUCGAUUUAACUGUGACUGUAAUUGUGACGGGUCAUGGAACUGCCCAGCCGAACGCACCGAGAACUUGUGUACUUCCGGUCAGUGUCAGAAAUGUCGAGCCAGAGGAAAUGAAUAUGCUGGAAAUAGUGUGUUUGUUAUUGAAGAUAACUGUAGACAAUUCCAGUGCCGAUGUCAUUGUGAUGGCCACUGGGAUUGCUCCAAAGAAUCUGCCCGUGUAUGUUAAAACAUUGGUUAAUACGUUUGGCAAUAGCAUGUACUUAUUUUUAUAAAUGAUGAUAGAAUAUACCAAACUGUUUUGAAAUUGAGGAAUGUUGCUUAAGUAAACAAAUUUUGUAAAUAUACUUAUUCAUCACUUGCUUUCAUUGAGACUGACAAUCUAAAAAAAAAUAGCAUUAACUUUUUUUUAAGAAUUGUGCAUUUCGUUCACUUAUCGAGCAUACCGAUAUAUCAUAAAAUUUCACGUAAAACACAUCAGCAUAUGACAUAAGCUAUUUUUGAUAUAUAUCUGUUAAAUAGAUUCCCUGUAGGUAUCUUUUUAUAUCUUCUCUGUAGAUGAUAAAAGUGAUGCAAUGUUUUUUUUAUCAUCACUGAGGAGGUGGUGAUUUUGUUAAUAUUCAAAGAAACAAUAAAUAAAAGUUCAAAAUUUAUAUUGAAAUAUAUAUAAACUUUAGAGGUAUCUUUUUUAAAAUUAAAAUUGAACGAACAAGAUGAAAAAAGUUGAUAAAAACGACACGAUGCUAUUUUCUAAAAUCUGAUAAGAACAAUUUAUUGGUUUACUAUGUAAACAGUAACUAUGGUAACCAUUAGCAACAUUCUCAUAUCAUCUAUGUAUGAUGUAUCACAUUAGAGAUCUUUUAUAUUUGUAUGGUGUAGAAAUUAUUUUCUUAAGACAAUAAUGAAUGAAAUGGAAAACCUUUGAUGUAGGUCAAAAAUAAUAAAUUUAGUUUAUUUUGUA